AUGAAUCUUAGUUGCCACGGUUAUUUUUUUUCCUUUACCUAUCGAAGAUUUUACUUUUCUUUCUUUCUUUCUUUUUUUUCUUUCUUUCUUUUUUCUUUCGGUACAUUUUCUUUCUUUCUUGCUUUCUUUCUUUCUUUCUUUCUUUCUAUCUUUUGGUACAUUUUCUUUCUUUCUUUUCUUUCUUUCUUUCUUUCUUUCGGUACAUUUUCUUUCUUUCUUUCUUUUUUUUUCUUUCUUUCUUUUGGUACAUUUUCUUUCUUUCUUUCUUUCUUUCUUUUGGUACAUUUUCUUUCUUUCUUUCUUUCUUUCUUUCUUUUUUCGGUACAUUUUCUUUCUUUCUUUCUUUCUUUCUUUCUUUCGGUAGAUUUUUUUUUUUUCUUUCUUUCUUUUUUUUUUCUUUUUUCAUUUUCUUUCUUUCUUUCUUUCUUUCUUUCUUUCUUUCUUUUAUUUUCUUUUUUCUUUCUUUUUUUUUUUUUCUUUUUUUUCUUUCUUUUUUCUUUUGGUACAUUUUUCUUUUUUUCUUUCUUUUUUUUUUUCUUUUCUUUCUUUCUUUCUUUCUUUUGGUUAUUCUUUCUUUCUUUCUUUUUUUCUUUCUUUCUUUUGGUUUUUCUUUCUUUCUUUCUUUCUUUCUUUCUUUUGGUACAUUUUUUUUUCUUUUUUUAUUUUCUUUCUUUUGGUACAUAUUCUUUCUUUCAGUCUUUUUUCUUUCUUUCUUUAUUUCUUUUCUUUCGGUUUUCAUUUCUUUCAUUUUCUUUCUUUCUUUCUUUUUGUUUUUGCUUUCUAAUGUAUUUUCAUUUGUUUCCUUCCUUCACUCCUCAUUUGAAUCUUUUACUUUUCUUUCUUUCUUUCUUUCUUAUUCUUUUUACUAAUCUAUCUCCUUCUCACCUUCUCAAAUCCCUUUGGUCAACAUUCUAUGUUUUCGUUGGCAUUAAGUCAACUAUUUUUUGA
Messenger RNA from Acanthosepion pharaonis, 948 nucleotides. NCBI's taxonomy places the organism in Eukaryota, Metazoa, Mollusca, Cephalopoda, Sepiida, Sepiidae. The record is from the annotation of a GenBank genome assembly.